Spea bombifrons (plains spadefoot toad) is the source of this 2212-nucleotide messenger RNA. Its product is annotated as occludin-like. Gene Ontology annotation, biological process: snRNA transcription by RNA polymerase II; bicellular tight junction assembly; positive regulation of transcription elongation by RNA polymerase II. Gene Ontology annotation, cellular component: bicellular tight junction; membrane; transcription elongation factor complex. The record is from RefSeq and is a predicted model, not a curated record. Gene Ontology annotation, molecular function: cis-regulatory region sequence-specific DNA binding. The transcript has 9 exons. NCBI's taxonomy places the organism in Eukaryota, Metazoa, Chordata, Amphibia, Anura, Pelobatidae. The coding region runs from base 97 to 1602 and encodes 501 amino acids.
AUCCCAAGAACGCCAUUACUGGAAAACAGAGAGGGAGAGAGAAUCUGAAGUUGACACCAGGUACAGAUGAUGAAGUAACAGAGUACACAUACUGUCAUGUAUAACCACAGCCGAUACGACAGCCCACCAGUCUACAGCCCACCCACCACCUAUUUUCAGCAAAAAAGCCAUGGCCCUGGAUCUUAUGCUUACCAUGUCCAAUCACCCCAUCCUGACUCCUUCUACGCAGAAGACAUCCCCCCACAGAGAUUUUACAAAUGGAACUCUCCCCCUGGGGUAGUCCGUAUUCUCCAGGCCAUUGUCAUUUUCCUGUGUGUGGCAAUCUUUGCUUGUGUGGCAUCCACCUUAGCCUGGGAAUACAACUAUGGUGGUUUAUAUGGUGGAGGUAUGUUGGGCGGCUAUGGUGGCUACGGUGGCUACGGUGGCUAUGGUGGCUAUGGUGGCUACGGUUAUGGCUAUGGCAUGACAAAUCCUCAAGCCGCAAGUGGAUUUAUGAUGGCUAUGUGUGUGCUUACCUUUGUGGCUACUCUUGGCCUCUUCAUUAUGAGUGUAUCUAAAUCCAGUGGGUCCCGUUCUCGGAAGUUUUUCAUGGCUGUCCUAGUGAUGAGUGCAAUUCUAGCCACUUUGGAACUCAUUGCUACCAUUGUGUAUGUGGUUGGGGUGAACCCAAGGUCCCAAAUGGGUGGCAGCUAUUACAAUAGCCAGAUCAUGAUGCUUUGUAAUCAGAUCUACUCUCCUGUGUCUGGGGGAGCAGGCUUUGUCAAUCAGUAUCUGUACCACUACUGCAUGGUGGAUCCACAAGAGGCCAUUGCCAUAGUAUGUGGUUUUGCCAUAGUUAUCCUGCUAUGUGUCACAUCUUUCUUUGCUCAGAGGACGAGACGUAAGAUCUGGCGCUAUGGAGAGCCAAACAUUUAUUGGGAAAAACCUACUGCUGCAUUGCAAGAGGGACCCAAUGUGGAAGAGUGGGUCAAAAAUGUCCCUAGUGGUAUGCUUGAUGAUGCAGCCACACUAAUUUACUCAGAGAAGCCACAGAGUCCAGUCCCGGCUCUCAGCAACAACAGCAUUUACAAACCUCCACAAGAAGAUGUCAGCGAACGAGUACAGACAGCCAUCAACAAUAGCCCUCCUGUCUCUGUAAGUGAGCGCCAGGAGCAGAGCAGGGGAAGAGCUCCAGUCCGCAGAGGCCGGAGAUGGAGGAAGAAUCCAGAACUUGAUGAAUCUCAGUAUGAGACAGAUUAUACCACAGCUGUAGAAUCUGGUGAUGAAGAUGAAGAGGAGUGGGAUAGUCUGUAUCCCCCAAUCAAUUGCGAUACACAGCGCCAGGAGUAUAAAAAAGAGUUUGACUCCGACUUGCGACGAUACAAACAGAUGUGCGCUGAGAUGGAUGAUAUCAACAACCAGCUGCAACAGCUUGGCAAACAACUUGAUGGAUUGAAUGAGGGCAGCAUACAGUACCAGGGCGUUGCUGAGGAGUACAACAGACUGAAGGACCUCAAGCGAACACCUGAUUACCAAACCAAGAAGACUCAAACCAAACAACUCAGGAACAAACUAUUUCAUAUCAAGAAAAUGGUGAACAAUUAUGACAAGUCAAGGGGUUGAGGUGUUCUAUAGUGACAAUACUCCUGACUGCCACAAUAGGCAAACAAUAGGACAUUUUAAAGAACAUGUGAAAAAAAAGCUAUACAUUAAUUUUACCAAAUUGGUCCAAAACUGAGGUGUUUAACAUUUAUAAUUACUCUACAGCUGUUGCACUGCACAUACUAUUUGUGUUAAUGACAGCUUCUACAACUAGGUGAUCAUUCCACUUUUCUUGACAUUUUCUAAACAUUUUCUAUCUUUUCAAGUAAAAAGAUCACCCUACCAUACACAGAAGGUCUGCACUAGAUUUUUCUGAUAACCUACAGCCAGCAGGUAUAGCAACAGACAUUAGGACAUGGCCUAUCUGUGUCCCAGCACAUCACAAUUAAUUGCAGUCAGGAUGCCAUCCGACAUAUCUAAAAUAUCUAAGGCAUUUUUUCAAUGUUGUGUAAAUUUUGUGAUCAAGAAUAAUCAGCAGUGUGUUUAGUAUAGUUACAAUCGUUUAAAUUGUAUUUUUGUAUACAGACACUAAUACAAAUGUGAAUAAUCAUGACAAUUAUAUGUGGAAGAUACAUUAUUCCACAGCAACUGUGGUAAGAAAAAAUACAUUUAUUUUAGCACAGAAAGGGCA